Messenger RNA from Effrenium voratum, 1029 nucleotides. NCBI's taxonomy places the organism in Eukaryota, Dinophyceae, Suessiales, Symbiodiniaceae. The record is from the annotation of a GenBank genome assembly.
AGCCAUCUCUUGCCUCUCGAGCCCCUUGAUUGCUGCAUCAUGGCGCACCUGCGGCUCGAAAAGGAGCUACUUAACCUCAGCGAUGGCACCAGCAUCCGCAUCGCCCGCACACCGGGCAUGGGUGACAAGGAGUGGCAGGACACCAAGAAGUACUUGGAAGCCAACCCGGAGGAAGCUCGCAGGAUGGAGCAGUUCUCCCGAGACGCCAAGGCCGUGCGCGCCUGGAUGCAGACGCAGGCCAUCACAGAGUACUACAACACGCGGCUGAGCAACGGCGACGAGACCGUCACCGGCAAAUUUAAUGCGCUGGAGAAGAACCCAGAGCUGGCGCAUAUUUUCGAGGACAUUAAACGCGGCGGCAACCAAGCUGCCAUGCAGCACUACAACAAUGAGCCUAUGAUGCUCAAGAUCAGUAGAGCCAUGGGUGGCGUGCCUGAAGAGGUGAAGACGGUCCUUCAGGAUAUCCAGAACAAGCCCAUCACUCUGCAGGAGGCCUGCCUGAAAGGUGACCUCAAGACCUUGGAGGAUUAUUUGCAGGCAGCCGGAGAGGAGAAGAACAUUGACGAGAAAGAUGCAAAAGGCAUCAGCUGCCUGGGCUAUGCCAUCGGUGCCAACCGCACGCACGUGGUGAAGAAGCUUCUGGAGAGCAAGGCAAAUCCUUGGGAAGUGGACAACAGUGGUGGCAAUUCCAUCCACUACGCAUCUGCCUAUGGCAGGAAAGAGCUGUGCGACUACUUUAUCAAGGCGAAAGGUGACGUGAACAAGCAGAACACGCAGGGCCAAACGCCCCUAGCGCUGGCGCAGAAGAACAAGAUGAAGGACGUGGCUGAGCUCCUGCAAAAGGCCGGGGGCAAGGCCUGAAGGCCAUGAGGCGGGGCCGCGGGACCUAGCGCGCUGGCAGUGAUGCUUCGAGCGGCUUCUCCCCAAUCGAAGUGCAUACCAACUGUGCUGUGGCACCGCCACAUGUUCCAGCCUCUGCGGCAGAGGUUGGACCUCAUUCGGAUGAUCAGAUUUUCAAGGUGCUUUUUC